Messenger RNA from Linum tenue, 489 nucleotides. The record is from the annotation of a GenBank genome assembly. NCBI's taxonomy places the organism in Eukaryota, Viridiplantae, Streptophyta, Magnoliopsida, Malpighiales, Linaceae.
AAAUUGUGCAUGCGGGAGGACGGUAAGCAGCAAGUUUGCAUUGUGGGUUUGCAAGAGUACAGAGUUUCAGAUGUAAAGAUGAUAGAAGAGCUUAUUGAGAGAGGAAAUGCCACAAGAAGUACUGGCACAACUGGUGCAAAUGAGGAAUCCUCUCGUUCGCAUGCCAUACUACAGCUUGCUAUGGAGGGUGCAGAGAUCAACAAGAUUUUGCUUGCUCUAAAGGAGUGUAUAAGGGCUCUGGACAAUGACAAGAGUGACAUUCCUUUCAGGGGCAGUAAAUUAACUGAGGUUCUAAGAGACUCCUUUGUUGGAGAUGAACCUGUUGUGGAAGCAGACCAACCAGGGAAUAAGCUAGACAACUACAUCACGAGGUUGAAUGCCAUUCUAUCACAGAAGGCUGCUGGUAUACUGCAGCUUCAAAAUCGAUUGGCGCACUUCCAGAAGAACUUAAGGGAUCAUAAUGUGUUGGUGGCUUCCUCUGGUUAUUAA